This is a messenger RNA of Neoarius graeffei (lesser salmon catfish), 6024 nucleotides long. RefSeq lists its product as uncharacterized. Lineage: Eukaryota; Metazoa; Chordata; Actinopteri; Siluriformes; Ariidae. Bases 173 to 5164 code for a protein of 1663 amino acids. The transcript has 27 exons. The record is from RefSeq and is a predicted model, not a curated record.
CUGCUUUGUGAUUAGCAACAUAAAAUGAUUUCAUCACCAUACUUAUUUCCUCACUAAGCUUAUCUAAGCAGCAAAAAGUUCAUGUGCUUUGUUACAGCUGUUAAGUGAACUGUUGAUUGGUUUGGACUAGAUUUCUGAAGACGAAUCCAAGAGAUCCACUUUGCCUGAGAACAUGAAAUGUUUGCUGCUCCUGGAUAUAAUACUUUAUGGCAUCCUGUUUAACAACACCUGGGCCUGGAAAGUUUACAUGCCAGCCAGGAUUCGUGGUCUACAAAAAUCCUGCCUUGUUAUACCAUGUUCAUUCACGUAUUCAUCCUAUCCACCUACUAACCCUGAUAGGAUAGUGUGGUAUCAGUAUGUUAACCGUGGAUAUCCUUUAGUGUAUGACAGUUGGUGCCCCACUUCAGUGAUUGAUAAGUACAGAGGAAAAACCAGCUUGUUUAAGAAGACAUACAGGGACUGCAGUCUACUGAUUAAGGACCUUAGUCUUUCCCACAGCCAAGACCGACUGUAUACUUGGGUAGACCCAGAACAUAUUGGGAAGAGCACUUACAGAUUUUAUGAUGUCACUACUCUAAUUCACGUUGAUUCAUAUGCACAAAAUCCUUCUCUUGACAUUACUGGAGGUCAUAGAAUUGGGGAAAGUAUUACAGUUCACUGCAAAACAUAUCACACAUGUCCUGACCAACCCCCCUCUCUAAGUCUGAGUGGAAUAGAAAACAUAUCCUGCAGAAAAGACAACCGGUACAUUAGUAAUGGCGAAUGGGAAAUCAGAUUAACAUGCACAGGAGUUGUUCAAUCUGAAAGACAAGACGUUAAAUGUUCUGUUAGACACAGCGGUGGCCUCUCUGCGUCCACUACAAGAAUACAUAAUGCAGAGUGUUCCAUUGAUAACAUCAGGAUUACUCCUAAUUCUUACACAGAGUUUCUGGAGGGUGUGGAACAAGACAUUGUUUGCUCCGUUAUAUACAUGUGCUCCAACAACAAACCUCAGAUGUUUUGGGAUGGCGAAAGGUUACAUGGAAGCACAACUUAUAUUAGAAAACAGGGAAUGCAACAUGAAGCUAGAUCCACACUAAAGUUCACAGCAAAGGCUGCUGAUCAUGACAAAACCAUUACCUGCCGAAGUGAAUUUAAAGGAAAUUUUCAAAGAGUGCAGAUUACUUUAAGAGUCAAGAGGUCAGUGGGCUCACUUGACUGGACUGUCAGAAUUCCCAGCACAAUUAUUGGUGUCCGAGGUUCCUGUGUGGUCAUUCCCUGCAAUUAUGAAUUCAAAAACUCCCAGCGUCGUAGUGCUGACGUGAAAUGGUAUAAACUCUCCAAUACAGUUUAUCAUCUGGUGUAUGACCAAUCAACAUACAAUAUCAUUGAUCAGUUCAAAGGAAAGACAAGUUUAUAUGGAUCCGCAAAUGACAAAAGCUGCAGCUUAAAGAUCCAGCCGCUUGGGAUAGAAUAUCAUCAGGCAAGACUGUUUCCCUGGAUGGACCAAAAGCCUACUGAAGCAUACCACCGAGCAAAUGUUAAUGAUGUGUCUAUUGCCCUUGAGGUGACAGAUACUGUUGAGAAACCACAGGUAGAACUUCUUGGCAUAGCUAAAGUUGGCGAGCCUGUAACCUUAUACUGCAGUGUGUUCCACACCUGUCCUUCAUCACCCCCAACACUGAGCUUGAGUAUAUCACGUGGAUCUUCUCGUCUUACACAAACACCCCAACAUAAUGGGAAAUGGAAAGAGACCAUGACGAUUACAUGGACAGUUGAGGAAAAUGAUAAGUCUGUUACUUGUACUGUGAGUUACACAGGUGGACAGAAAUCAAAUACUGAAAUCAGUCUUAAUCCUUUAUGUCCCAUUGAUCAAGCCCAGAUUACUCCUGAUUCAAACACAGAGUUUCUUGAGGGUGUGGAACAAGCCAUGGUUUGCUCUGUUACAUACACAUGUGCCAAAGACCGACCUUACAUGAUUUGGAUUGGUGAACAGUUACCUGGCAGCACAUUUUCUAUAACAAAGCAGGAAACAAAGCAGAAAGCUAGCUCCAUAUUGAAGUUCACGCCAAAAGCUAGUGAUCAUGGCAAGACCAUUACCUGCCAAGCAGAUUUUAAAGGGAAUGUUCAAACAGUGGAAAUCACUUUAAGAGUUCAAAGGUCAAUGGGCUCACUUGACUGGAGUUUCACAAUGCCCCAGACAAUUACUGGUGUCCGAGGUUCCUGUGUGGUCAUUCCUUGCCAUUAUGAAUUCAAAAACUCCCAGCGUAGUAGUGCUGGCGUGAAAUGGUAUAAACUCUCCAAUACAGGUUAUCCUCUGGUGUAUGACCAAUCAACACGCAAUAUCAUUAAUCGGUUCAAAGGAAAGACAAGUUUAUAUGGAUCCGCAAAUGACAAAAACUGCAGUUUGAAGAUCCAGCCGCUUGAAAUGCAGCAUAAUCAGGAAAAACUGUUUCCCUGGAUGGACCCAAAUGCUAUCGAAUCAUACCACAGCAAAAAUUUUGAUCAUGUAACUAUUACCCUUGAGGUGACAGAUAUUGUUGAGAAACCACAGGCAGAUCUUCUUAGCAUAGCUAAAGUUGGCGAGCCCAUAACCUUGUCCUGCAGUGUGUUCCACACCUGUCCUCCAUCACCCCCAACACUGAGCUUGAGUAUAUCACGUGGGUCUUCACGUUUAAUACACACACCUGUUCAUGAUGGGAAAUGGAAGGCAACCAAAGAGAUUACAUGGACCGUUGAGGAAAAUGAUAAGUCUGUUACUUGUACUGUGAGUUAUGCAGGUGGACAGACAUCAAAAACUGAAAUCAGUCUCAAUCCUUUAUGUGACUUUCACAAACCUGUAAUAAGUUCAACUCAAGACGAGACUAUGGAAGGAAUCGAGAAGAGCUUUACUUGUACUGUGAACCACACAUGUCAAAAAGAAAAACCAAAAAUAAUCUGGAACUACCAAAACAUGCCAGUUUUUGUUCAAACGCAGAAGGUUUCCUCCUCCAGUUGGAAAACAGUUUCCACUUUAAAACUGAAAGCAUCAAGGGAUGACCAUGGAAAGACAUUAACCUGCACAGCUCAAACUACAGAAGGAGAGACUUCAGAUCAUGUUACUUUAAAAGUAAAACGGGGGAUGUUUUCACUGGACUGGACAUACUCAAUGCCCAGUAAGAUCACAGGCCUCCAAGGCUCCUGCCUAGUCAUUCCCUGCAGCUUUGAGUUCAAAACAGAAAAACUUAGCAACGUUGAGGUGAAAUGGUACCUAUACUCCACGACAGAGUACCCUUUAGUGUAUGCCUCAGAUAGUAAGAAUGUCAACAAAUUAUUUGGCGAGACAACACUGUAUGGAUUACCUAGUGAGAAAAAUUGCAGUUUGGAAAUCAAGCAACUUAAUAUGCAGCAUAACGGGCGUAGACUCUACCCCUGGAUGGAUCCAAAAUCAGUUCACACAUUUCACAAGGAAAAUUACUAUGAUCAAUCUGUUGAACUCCAAAUAACAGAACAAGCCAAUAAACCAAAACUAAGUAUUACCGGCAUACCAAGAGUGGGAGAGCAAGUCACAGUGUCAUGUAGUGUCCUGCAUACCUGUCCACCCAAUCCUCCAAGUCUGUCUGUGGGGAAAGCACUUGAGACUGACAUUACUGUACACACUCCAGUGCAGGAUGGCUUUUGGGAGCUCAUGAGGGUGCACACAUUUAUAAUUAAGGAAGAGGAGAAAACUGUUACAUGCAAAGCCACAUUCCAUGGCGGACAGACAUCAGAAACACAAGUCAAUCUCAAUGCUCAGUGUACCUAUAAGGAUAUAAUUAUUGAUCCCGAGGUAGCCGAUGUUGUAGAGGGUGUUGGAAAUAACUUCACCUGCACAGUUUUCCAUUCUUGCAAGGGUCAGCCUCCAGCUUUCACCUGGAACUACAAAGACAUACCAGAGACUGUGGGGACUAAAAAAGGCCCAUCAUUAUCCUGGGCCACCUCCUCCAAUAUAUUAUAUAUAGCUUCAUUGGAGGAUGAUGGCAAGAAACUGAUUUGCACUGCAACAUUUCCUGGAGGAGAGAUCACAACUUCCAUUGUUUUACAGGUUCAAAGAUACAUUCCAAAGGUGGUGGAUCCAUUUGAGAAUGACACUCUCCACGUUUUAGAGGCAAAUGUGGUGCCCAGGAUCAGUGCUUUGACCCGCUCAUGUGUGGUGAUCCCCUGUACCUUCCAGACUGGUGAUAUGCCUAUUACACGCCUUCGAGGUCUGUGGUACAGCAGUACUGGCGAAUAUGUUUUCCACACUGGACAGUACAAUGUUAUGGACAACUUUAAGGGUCGCACACGACUUCUGGGGAAUCCAGAUGAACAGAACUGCACUUUAGAGAUUGAUAAUGUCCAAGCUCAUGACAAUGGGCCAUUCUGUUUCCGUGCAGAAAAAGACAACGAUAAGUACAGCUUCAACCACAGCUGUGUGUUCAUCAUCAUGAAAGUAUCUCCUGACAAGCCUGUGAUAUCAGCUCUUCCCGAGGAGAUGGAGCCAGGAAAGCGAUUCACAAUACACUGUUCUGUCAAUCAUACAUGUUCCUCACAUCCCCCAACUAUCACAUGGAAUGUUCAGGCUGCCAGAGAAGUGGUAAGCCAUGUGGAGAAAAGUGCAGGCAAAUGGGAAACAACCUCCACAAUUACCUUCAUCCCAACUGGCUAUGAACAAGAAGACAAUCUUGUUUGUCGAGCCUCUUUCUGGAAGGGAAAGAACCAAGAAAGCUCAACCUUACUGAGUGUGAAACGAUUUGAAGGACUGGGUAUGGACAGCAUAGGACUUUAUAUAAUUCUGCCUUUGGUUUCAUUAUUGCUUUUUUGUAUUGCUGCUGGAAUUAUCAUCUACAAGAGAAGAGUCCAAAAGAAAACGAGUGAUGAAGCAACACCUGAAAGAAGAAGAUCAAUUUGGAGCCAAAUUUCCAGGAGAUACGAUAGGACUGCAAAUUGGCUAAGCUCUUCUGGUGAAACCAGAGCACCUCCAAGGCCACCGAAACCAGAGAAAAGGCGCAGCAUCUGGAGCAGGUUUUCCAGAAGAGGUCCAGUGACCAAUACAGAUCUGACUGUUCAGUACAAGGUAAACACUGUCAGUACAGCAGCCACAUCUGCAGGAUAUUCAAAACCUCACUUUCCAUCACCAAAGAGCGAACCGAGAAGAGGUGGCCUCUUAACACAUUAUGAUGAGUGAGAUUUCACCAACGUCGCAGAUUUCAAAAUGCAAUGAUAACAGAAGAGUCUGUGCAGAAGGAGUGAAAUACUGUUUUAUCUUUAAGACUUGGCUUAUGCUUGGAUCUUAUGCAGUUUUUAGUUUGUAGCAGAUGUUUUGUGAUGCUAGACAAAAUAAUGUAAAAAAAAAAAAAAGAGCUUGAGAUACUGAGAAUCAUGUAAUAAGAUAUUCCAAAGUAUAUUAUUCAUAUUUUAUUAUUCACUUUUCAGACAUAUGUAUGCAUGUUGGCAAUGCAUAAUGAUUAUUAUUCUAUCCACACUCACUGGAUAUGAGCAAUUGCACACUCUGAUUGGCUACUCUACUACUAGGCUAUCGGCUCAUAUACCGUGAUUAGAGAAAAACAAAACUGCAGAAUGCUUUGCUGAACCAACCGUGGAUGAAAUAAAAACUCUACUUGAAAACAAAACCCUGAGAAAUACAAAAAAAGCAACAAAAUAUGGAAUAAAAGUAUUUAAUGGCAAGAAUGCAUCUUUUUAUUUUUCAAAAAUUAUUAUAGCAUUUUUCACAAAUUGCUACUGUCAUUUCGCUGGUUUGAUUACAUUCUAAGCAGAAAUUAUUUUGUCAGACGUUUUGUAUAAAGUUAUUUAUCGAAUUUGCAAAAAAUCAUAAAAAUGCUCCGUUUCUCAAAAUCCAGUGAAUGUGGAUAGAAUAAAACAGUUAUUCCACUCAAUCUUGUCGUACAUGGCUUAUAGCCAACUCGGCGCUACACACCUCAUCAGCUAUCAGCUCAUAUAUGACUCAAUUUCGUGGAAUAAUUGUUAAAUAUAUACUAUUUUAUAGCAUAUUGUAUCUGACAGCUUCUUUCUGCAUUAUGUCAUAUG